This is a messenger RNA of Octopus bimaculoides (California two-spot octopus), 3212 nucleotides long. Its product is annotated as atypical kinase COQ8B, mitochondrial. Gene Ontology annotation, biological process: ubiquinone biosynthetic process. The record is from RefSeq and is a predicted model, not a curated record. NCBI's taxonomy places the organism in Eukaryota, Metazoa, Mollusca, Cephalopoda, Octopoda, Octopodidae.
UUACUGCAUGUAAGUACAUUUCUUCUGUAAAUCUGCCCUUCUUCAUAAUUAUAUAACGUUAUUUGAAAGUAGAUACCUUUUAAGAAAACAAAAAAUAUGUGGAAAACAAAUGAUCAUUUAGAUGUCACCUUGCAGUCGGCUUCAACUUUGUUUAUGUUGUCAGUGAUUGUUAUAUAACUUUCCCGCAGCUGUGAACUGGCUGCAUUUAAAUCUUUUUGAAUUUAACGAAUUAUUAUAUUCAACUUUAAUUUUUAAAUAAUCAUCUGAUUUAUACGAAAAUAAGGAAGCAAGGAAGCGAACGGGGGAUAUUUGUCUUGACCUUAUCCCGUUAUCCUUCCUACUUAAUUUAUGAUUAAUUUGUUUUAGCGCUUCGGGUUCGUUAAAUCUAUCAUUAUGUCUCGCCGUACUAACGAACUUAUCGGUUUAUUCAAAGGAAUCGAAAGUAUUAGCAAAGCCUUAAUUGAAAUAAAUUCAAAAGAAUUAAAUACGUUCUGGCAAAACUCUAGUCUGAAAACAGCUUCCGAAAAUGUUGCAAGUUGUGCUUCUCAAAGAGUUCAGACCUCUGGUUUCAGUGGAUCUGAUGCUCGCCAAAGAAUAUCUGAUAGCUUUCAAAUAUUGUCACAACAGACGUUUGGCAUUUUUAAUGCACUCUUUAAUCAGAACUCCUUGAAAAAAGAUAUUGAAGUUGAAGAAUCGGAUGAAGAUGUCCUGUCAGAUUUCCCAAAUAUUUAUAAUACUGAAGAUGGAAUCGAUGACAUAGUUAUCCAGUCAGAGUUGUUUGCUCCGAAAUCUACUGAAGAGAAGGAACAAAUCUCCCCAGAUAUAAAGGAAGAGAGAAACACCAUAGAAGUACCUGCAGUAGAGAUGGAACCUCCUAAGAAUUUAUCUGAUGAGCAAUCUUCACAUGAAUAUGAGACUGUAACGACUAUCAAGGACCCUGAAUUACUUUCACCAAAGUACAAUCUGGAAACUAAACAAGAGCUAUCUAGUAUAUCAAAAGAAAGGCGUGUACCUUCAUCCAGGAUUGCAAGGUUAGUUAGUUACAGUGGUCUAGCUGCUGGCCUAGGUAUUGGAGCUUUGGCAGAAGUCACACGACGAACACUAGGAAAGAAAACUCCAGAUCAAGUUAGUAAAACAAUACUUGGGCCUAGUCCUUUCAUGACAGAAGCCAACAUUGAACGAGUAGUAAGCACAUUGUGUCGUGUGAGAGGAGCAGCUCUAAAGCUUGGGCAAAUGAUGAGCAUACAAGACAAUACUUUAAUUAGUCCUGAACUCCAAAAAAUAUUUGAACGUGUUCGUAUGAGUGCAGAUUUCAUGCCAAAAUGGCAGAUGAUGAAGAUAUUAAAUUCUGAACUUGGUUCAGAAUGGCAAAACAAAGUGUUAUCUUUUGAUGAGAAACCUUUUGCAGCAGCAUCAAUUGGCCAAGUUCAUCAAGUUACACUUCUUGAUGGAAAGAUGGCAGCAAUGAAAAUUCAGUAUCCUGGCGUUGCAGAGAGUAUUGACAGUGAUAUAAAUAACUUGAUGGGAGUAUUAAAAAUAUGGAACUUCAUUCCCAAAGGUGCUUAUCUUGAUAACAUGAUAGUUGUUGCUAAAAAGGAGUUAACAUGGGAAGUUGAUUAUUCCAGAGAAGCUGAAUGUGGACAAAGGUUUUAUGAACUUCUGAAAGAUGAUCCUGUUUUUGUAAUUCCAGAAGUAUACAAAGAAUUAAGUACAUCACGAGUUUUAACCACAGGUUAUAUUGAAGGUGUUGCAAUUGAUAAAUGCAUUGAGAUUGAUCAAGAAACAAGGGACUGGAUUGGUAAACAUUUACUCAGGCUAACUCUAAAUGAAUUAUUUAAUUUUAGAUUUAUGCAAACUGAUCCUAAUUGGGCAAACUUCUUUUUUAUUCCUGAAACAAAACGAAUUGGUUUGUUGGAUUUUGGUGCUAGUCGCGAAUUUAGUAAAUCUUUUGUUGAUAGAUACAUGAAAGUUAUAAAAUCUGCAUCUGACCAGAAUCGUGAUGGUAUUCUCAGUGGCUCCCUUGAACUUGGAUUUUUAACUGGAUAUGAAACUAAAGUAAUGGAAGAAGCUCAUAUUGAUGCUGUAAUGAUUUUGGGGGAAGCUUUCUCGUUUGAGGGAGAAUUUAAUUUUGGUACCCAGAAAACUGCAAAACGCAUUCAAAACCUUGUUCCUGUCAUGAUAGAACACAGAUUAACGCCACCUCCAGAGGAAUCUUACUCUCUUCACAGAAAAAUGUCUGGUGCUUUUCUUUUGUGCACAAAAUUAAAAUGUAAAGUAAACUGCAAGGAACUUUUUGAGAAUGUAUGGAACAAUUUCCAAUUUGAAAACACAAAUGUGAACCAAUGAUAUUUUAAACAAAGAAGUAAUUUAUCGUUUAUAUAGAAAUGUUAUUAUUUUUCUUUUCUCAUUUUUGUAGAUAAAUUGUUUGAAAGGUCUGUAAAGUGAGUGUUAUUGAAUUUAAAUUCAUAUAGAAAAAAAAAAGAUUAACAUGUCCCUAUGCAUCUUACUGGAGUUGACUUUGCCUUUCAUUCUUCUGGGGGAAAUAAAAAUCAAUACCAGUUAUAUACUGUGGUUGAUUCAUUCUGAUAUAUUUCAUAUGUACAAAUAUAUGUUCUUGUGUCAGCAUUUUAUUAAACAACUGUACAUUCUUACACAUGUUCUCUGCAUUGCAUAUGAGUAUAAGAAUUAUAUUUCUACAUAUUUUUUAUUUCUUUUCCCAACUACUUAUUGCCAUUUGACAAUUGGUUAACUGUACGACUUUCCAUUAAGUUGAUUAUACUUAGAGCUGCAACUGUCGGAAUUCCCUCACCUCUGCUCACAUUUUCGUGCUAACAUUGAUACACAAAUGAUCCAACUGAACUUCAACUGCAAAGAUCUCAUCAGUCUUGCGAGGGCUGCAAAAGACAAGGACACUACAUCCCUUCUUCUAAAACCAAAAGCAACAAAAAAAUAUGUAUGAAAAUUAAGUUUUCUUCAAACUUUAUUUUAAGAAGUUCUAAAAAUUCGAAAGUAGAUUCUCUAAUUGCCUUCUGUAUAUGUUCCAGCAGUACAAUUAUAUUACACUUUGUUCGUGGUGUUAUAGAUGAUGAAAGACCUUUUAAUACGGGUAGAUUAAUUUGGGAAUAUAUGUGGCUUCAGCAGGAAUAACUACGAGUUAAUAACAGAAGGGACAUAACUAUGCUGUGUUAAUAAAACUUCGUGGUUGACAAUCA